AGGAUAUCAGGUGGAGAGAAGAUUUGUUCCUGGGACAAAGUGGUUGGUGUUUUCCGUUCAUGGAAAUGCUAUCGGGGAGAUUGAAUAAAAGGAAACCAUGAUGGCCCGAGCCCAGCUGCACUGCUUGUGUCUCCUCACACUUUAUUUGACAACCGGGCGUGGCCAGGAGGGGAAGUUCAGUGGACCCCUGAAGCCCAUGACGUUCUCUAUUUUCGAAGGCCAAGAACCGAGUCAGAUCAUAUUCCAGUUUAAGGCCAGUCCUCCUGCUGUGACUUUCAAACUCACCGGGGAGACGGAUGGAAUAUUUGAGAUACAACCAGAUGGGCUUCUAUAUCACAACAGAGCUCUGGACAGGGAAACAAGGGCUGUUCACAAACUCCAGGUCUCAGCCUUGGAUGCUCAGGGAAAUACGGUGGAGGGUCCGGUCCCCAUCACAGUAGAAGUGAAGGACAUCAAUGACAAUCGACCCACGUUUCUCCAGUCAAAAUACGAAGGCUCAGUAAGGCAGAAUUCUCGCGCAGGAAAGCCUUUCAUGUAUGUCAAUGCUACAGACCUGGAUGAUCCAGACACUCCCAAUGGCCAGCUUUUUUAUCAGAUUGUCAUGCAGCUUCCCAAGGUCAACGAUGUCAUGUACUUUCAGAUAAACAACAAAACAGGGGCAAUAUCACUUACCCUUGCAGGAUCGAAGGAAUUGGAUCCCAGUAAGAACCCUUUCUAUAGUCUGGUGGUCUCAGUGAAGGACAUGGGAGGCCAGACUGAGAAUUCCUUCAGUGACAGCACAUCUGUAGAUAUCACGGUGAAGGAGAAUAUUUGGAAAGCACCCGAACCUGUGGAGAUUGUGGAAAACUCGACUGAUCCUCACCCCAUCAAAAUCACUCAGGUGCGGUGGAAUGAGCCAGGUGCUCACUAUUCCUUAGUCGAAAAGGAGAGGCUGCCAAGAUUCCCGUUUUCAAUUGACCAGGAAGGAGAUAUUUAUGUGACUCAGCCCUUGGACAGAGAAGAAAAGGAUUCAUACGUUUUCUACGCAUUUGCAAAGGAUGAGCUUGGAAAACCACUUGCACUCCCACUGCAAAUUCAUGUGAAAGUUAAAGACAUUAAUGAUAACCCACCGACGUGUCCACCUACAAUGCCGGUCUUUGAGGUCCAGGAGAAUGAACAAAUAGUGAGCAGUAUUGGGACGCUGGUUGCCCACGACAUGGAUGAAGAAAACACUGUCAACAGUGUUCUACAUUACAAAAUUGUGGAUCAGUUCCCUAAGUUUCCCAAAGAUGGACUCUUCCUCAUCCAGAGCUACACGGGGGUGUUCCAGUUAGCCAUGCAGUCCUUGAAGAAGCAAGACGCUUCCCAGUACCUCUUGACCGUGGAGGUGUCCGACAAAGAUUUCCAGACCCUCUGUCAAGUGAAAAUCAACGUUAUUGAUAUCAACGAUCAGAUCCCCAUCUUUGAAAAAUCAGAUUACGGAAACCUAACUCUGGCCGAAGACACAGCCGUUGGGUCCACCAUCUUGACCAUCCAGGCCACGGAUGCUGAUGAGCCGUUUACUGGGAGUUCUAAAAUCCUGUAUCGAAUUACACAGGGAGAUGAUGAGGGGCGACUGGGGAUUGACACCGAUCCCCAAAACAACACUGGAUAUGUCAUAAUUAAAAAGCCUCUUGAUUUUGAAACGACAGCCAUUCACAACAUUGUGUUCCAAGCGGAAAAUCCGGAGCCUCUGGUGCCUGGUGUUCAGUACAAUGCCAGCUCGUUCGCCACGUUCACCCUUUUUGUGACAGAUGUGAACGAAGCCCCUCAAUUUCCCCUGCACAUAUUCCAAGCAAAAGUCAGUGAAGACGUGGCCAUAGGCACCAAAGUGGGCAACAUGAUUGCCAAGGAUCCGGAAGGUCUGGACAUAAG
Myotis lucifugus (little brown bat) is the source of this 1893-nucleotide messenger RNA. It is a transcript of the gene CDH17, whose product is annotated as cadherin 17. Gene Ontology annotation, cellular component: adherens junction; catenin complex; plasma membrane. Lineage: Eukaryota; Metazoa; Chordata; Mammalia; Chiroptera; Vespertilionidae. Gene Ontology annotation, biological process: cell morphogenesis; cell-cell junction assembly; calcium-dependent cell-cell adhesion. The annotation marks the transcript as partial. Gene Ontology annotation, molecular function: calcium ion binding; cadherin binding. The record is from RefSeq and is a predicted model, not a curated record. The transcript has 13 exons.